Engraulis encrasicolus (European anchovy) is the source of this 1452-nucleotide messenger RNA. Its product is annotated as zinc finger protein OZF-like. The record is from RefSeq and is a predicted model, not a curated record. Gene Ontology annotation, biological process: regulation of transcription by RNA polymerase II. NCBI's taxonomy places the organism in Eukaryota, Metazoa, Chordata, Actinopteri, Clupeiformes, Engraulidae. The transcript has 2 exons. Gene Ontology annotation, molecular function: chromatin insulator sequence binding. Gene Ontology annotation, cellular component: chromosome. Bases 1 to 1386 code for a protein of 461 amino acids.
AUGGGGGAGAUUAAAGAAGAAGACUUUGAUGAUUUUCGCCAAGAGUAUUCAAGUCGACCUCGAGAGGAUGAUUCAACCAGCAAAGAAGAAAUGAGUCCCGCAAUAAAAAUGGAAGAGGAGCCCAAUGUUACAGAAAGCAGUCAUGAUGGUAUUACGUCUAUCAGGAAGGUAUCAGAAUCAUCCCAACUUGUUACAAUAAAGAAGGAGAUCAAAAAAGAAGACGUUGAUGAUUUUCUCCAAGAGUAUUUGUGGCAACCACGGCAGGAUGAUUCACCCAGCACAACAACCUGCAAAGAAGAAAUGAGAUCUGUUAUGGACAUUAAAGAGGAAGAGAUGUCCAAUGUUAUAGGAAACUGCUAUGAUGGUAAGAAUAUUUCCAGCAAGGAGUCAGAAUCAUCCCUACUGGUCACAUACAAGAAGGAGAUCAAAAGAGAGGACUUUGAAGACUCCUCGCAGAGAACACAAGAAAAUGAUGAAACAAAGUCAUCUUUCUAUAAGGAAGAAAAUUGUUCAUCUGUGGAUAUUAAAGAGGAAAUUCACCAUAACCUAAUCGUGAAUGGCAAAAAUGCCAUGUCCCCUACAAGUGUCCCUGCGGUCAACAUGCAUGAUGGGAGGACACUUCAGUGCACCACGUGUGGAAAGGUGUUUAAACAUGCAGAAUAUCUAAGGAGACACCAGAGGCUUCAUACUCAUUCUGGUGAAAAGACGUACCCUUGUAAAACAUGUGGAAAAUAUUUUGCAACAAAAUACACUCUUCAGGUACACCUGAAAAUUCAUACUGGAGAAAAGCCUUUCCCAUGUACAGCAUGUGGAAAGACUUUUAUACGAAAUGCUGAUCUUCAGAGACACCUGAUCAUUCAUACUGGUGAAAAGCCUUUUCCUUGUACAACGUGUGGAAAGCAUUUCACAAAAAAAUGUGUUCUCCAAAAACACCUUAUGAUUCAUACUGGAGAAAGGCCUUUCCCGUGUAUAACAUGUGGAGAGUCAUUCAGAGAGGGAAGUACUUUAAGAAAACACCAGAUGAUUCAUACAGGUGAAAAGCCAAAUACAUGUAGUACAUGUGGUAGGUCCUUCAGAGAAGUAAGCAGUUUAAGGAGACACCAGAGGAUUCACACCAAUGAAAAGCCUUACCUUUGUACCACAUGUGGAAGAGCUUUUAGAGUGGCAAGCGAUUUAAGGAGACACCAGGUGAUUCACACUGGUCAAAAGCCUUACCAAUGUGCCACAUGUGGUAAGGCCUUUACACAGGCAGGUAAUUUAAGAAUUCACCAGAGUACCCACACUGGUGAAAGGCCUUACCAAUGUGCGACAUGUGGAAAGGCCUUUACACAGGCAGGUGCUUUAAGAUAUCACCAGACGACCCACACUGGAGAAAAGUCAAUGUAGUAGAUUGGUCAGAUAUGGAUAAACAUUAUUAAGAAUGUAACAUUAUUAGAAUGCUUAAUAUGUAUC